AUGAAAGACUGGCGCUGGAUACCCCUUCAAAGAGUGAUCUGUCCCUCACCAGACUACCCAUCCUCUAAGAUGUCCCAGUCCACAGUUACUGAAGAAGGAGGCACCUUCGAGCACCUGUGGAGUUCCUUGGAGCCAGACAGCACCUACUUCGAACUCCCCCCAAACACCCAGCCAGGUGAACACCCAGUGCCUUCUACCAGCACCCCGGGGAACCACCACAACACUGAGGUGUCCAUGGACGUCUACCACAUGAGAGACAUGAACGACAACGUGAUGUCCCAGUACAACUUGCUGAGCAGCAGCAUGGAGAGCCUGGGGAGCCGUGCGACGUCCGCCAGCCCCUACAGCUCCGAGAACGCCUCUUCGUCGGCCGUGCCCACCCCCUCGCCCUACUCCCAGCCCAACUCCACCUUUGAGGGCCUGUCGCCUGCCCCGGCCAUCCCUUCCAACACCGACUAUCCCGGGCCGCACGCCUUCCAAGUGUCCUUUCAGCAGUCCAGCACCGCCAAGUCUGCCACAUGGACCUACUCUCCUUUGCUGAAGAAGCUCUACUGUCAGAUUGCCAAAACAUGUCCAAUCCAGAUCAAGCUGUCCUCCUCUCCACCACAUGGCAGCAUCAUCAGAGCCAUGCCUGUCUACAAGAAGGCAGAGCACAUCACAGAAGUGGUCAAACGAUGCCCCAACCACGAGCUGGGGCGAGACUUCAAUGAUGGUCAAGUAGCCCCGGCCAGCCACCUGAUCCGAGUGGAGGGAAACAACCUCAGUCAGUAUGUGGACGACCCCGUCACUGGUCGGCAGAGCGUCUUCGUGCCCUACGAGGCUCCACAGGUGGGGACUGAGUUUACCACCAUCCUGUACAAUUUUAUGUGCAACAGCAGCUGUGUGGGCGGCAUGAACAGGAGACCCAUCCUCAUCAUCAUCACUCUGGAAACCAGGGAUGGCCAAGUGUUGGGCAGAAGGUCAUUUGAAGGUCGGAUAUGUGCAUGCCCAGGCCGAGACCGCAAAGCUGAUGAGGACCACUUCAGGGAACAACAGGCCCUGAAUGAGAGUGUGGCCAAAAAUGGCAGUGCCAACAAACGCAACUUUAAACAGAGUCCACCAAAUAUUCCCAGUCCAAACAUUAACAUGAGGAAGAGACGGCAUGGAGAAGAAGAGAUUUACUAUAUUCCAGUUCGUGGUCGUGAGAACUUUGAGCUGCUGAUGAAGAUCAAAGACAGUUUGGAGCUGGUGGAGCUGGUGCCACAGCCACUGGUGGACUCCUACAGACAACAAACACAGCAGCAGCUGCUGCAGAGACCGGGCCAUAUACCGUCCCCGUCCUCUUACUCUCCACUGUCCAACAUGAACAAGCUGCAUCCUCAAGGAGGCCUCAGCAAACAACAAUCAGUCAACCAGCUGGUGGGACAGCAGCCCCAGCAACACCAUACCGCCCCUCCUUCCAUAGGUCAUAUGGGGUCAAACAUGCUCAACAGCAACCACAUGCAGGCCAAUGGUGAAAUGAACGGUGGCCACAGCAGUCAGAAUAUAGUGUCUGCUUCCCACUGCAGCCCACCCCCUCCGUAUAACCCUGACCCCAGCCUCGUCAGUUUUCUCACCAGUCUGGGCUGCCAGAACUUCAUUGAGUACUUCACCUCCCAAGGCCUGCAGUCUCUCUACCAUCUCCAAACUCUCACCAUGGAGGAUUUAGGUGCACUAAAGAUACCAGAGCAAUCCCGCCUUGUCAUCUGGCGAGGUCUGCAGGACCUGAAACAAGGUGCUCAGCUCCAGCUGCCCACCUCCACUCAUCACCAUGACUACCACGGCCAACAACUGCUUCGCUCCAGCAGCAACAUGGCGGCCUCAGCGAUGGCAGCCAUUGGAGCUGCAGGUGGGGAACUGCAACGCCAGCGCGUCAUGGAGGCCGUGCACUUUCGUGUCCGCCACACUAUCACUAUCCCCAACAGGUCCGGUGUUGUCGGCCCGUCAGGGAUGGCGACAGCUGGUGACGAGUGGGGUGACUUUGGAUUCGACAUGCCUGACUGCAAGGUGUCACGUAGCAAGCACUCCAUCAAGGAGGAAUUCAUGGAAAGUGAUGUUCACUGAGAGCAAAACGAAUCCUGGAACUGCUUUCCUAAUGUUAUUGUCAGCAUCAGCCUAUUACAGAGUAAAAUCACACGGAUAGGGUCUGUAAAUGUGCUUUUAGGUGUUAAUGUCGUAUUUCAGUCGAUGCUUUUGCAGAGAAUCAACUUCCAUUUUGAAAAGAGGUCAUUUUCAGUGUGUUAACGCACUUUCCUGUGCACUCUGUAUUUUGUGGUUGUACAAGAUUGAACAGGAGAUGACAGAUUAUUUCUCUAGGCAACAUAGCAAAUACGACUUUGACAAUAGCAUUGCCAUGACAAUGCUUAACAACUAUGGUCUGGACUAUACUUUAUGGGACUCUGAUAAGCGCAGGGAAAUGUUGUUUGUGUGCACUGUGUAAUGAUACGUGACAUAUUUUCUUUUACAGCAUUCAUUUACACAAUAAUGUUCACAGUUGCACAAAUGUAAAAACAGUUAUCACCACCAGCAACUUCUCAGUUUCCAUUUUGUGUUUGGAUACGAAAAAAUAGUUCUCAGCUGACUUAUUUAUUUUUCUUUCAGUUUUCUUAAACUUGUACAAAUGUAUAUACUGUAUCUUUUAAAUGUUUUGAAAUAGUUGUGGUUGAAAAUUAGUAUUUAGAAUCAAAAUGAUGUAUCAUCUGGUUUAACAAAAUGUAUAGAAUUGAAUAGUAAAUCAAACUCGGUAGAUAUGGGGAACACAGUCAUGUGUAGUUUUAAAUGGCUAUAUUUGUGAUGACUUUUAGUUCAGUAUGCCUUUAUCAUUUCAUUGUUAAGAAUUGUUUCAUGUGCUUUGGCAUUAAUAGUGUGAACAUCAACACGUAUUUUCAAAAAUUUGGGAUUGCUUCUACUUUUCACGUCAUAGGAAGUAACGGUGUUAGUGUUUGUAAAGUAACACUACGAAACAAAAUAUCAGAAACAGUAUUACAUCUCAAUAGCAGGGAUUUAAUUAGAUAUGUAAAUAAUAAAUUAAGAGCAGUCCCUGUAUAUCAAAACACUAGACGAGACAGUAGUAUUUUUGUCCUUCUCUGUGUAUUUUGAAAAACCUUGCAGGGCAAGGUCCUCAUAUAUUGAUUAUAGCUAUCUGUGUACAAUAUCUUCAUAGCACUUGUUUGUAGAUAUUGAAUAGCAACAUUCCAUUUUUACUUCUAGAUUGCCAGCCAACAUGAUAAAUUGUGGUGCAAUUUCUUGUCAGGUUUAUUUAAAGUGAGUACGUGACUUCGUACCAUGAAAAAAAAAAAAUGUACCUGACCUGCAGCCAUUUUCUAAGACCCUUUUACUUGCAAAGAACCAGAUCAUUUCAUCCACCAAGUCAUAGAGAAAGAGCACUUUAAUGCUUUAAUAGUGAAAGAAUUUAGGAUUAUCAGUAUUAUGCAUUAUCACACUGUAAAUAUAUAUUGUGUUUUAAUAUUCUGUAAGAUUUUUUGUUAUCAGUUUUGUAAAAAAUUAUUAAGAUGUGUACCUAUGUAUUGCUGUUCAAUGGUAUGUUAAUUAGUUUCUAAGGUUGUUAAGUUCAGUGUUUUUGUUAAAUCAUGGAUUAAAUGGAUCAAAGCA
This is a messenger RNA of Stegastes partitus (bicolor damselfish), 3630 nucleotides long. RefSeq names its product tumor protein p73 (gene tp73). Gene Ontology annotation, cellular component: nucleus. Lineage: Eukaryota; Metazoa; Chordata; Actinopteri; Pomacentridae. The transcript is spliced from 14 exons. Gene Ontology annotation, biological process: protein tetramerization; apoptotic process; regulation of transcription by RNA polymerase II. The coding region runs from base 1 to 2082 and encodes 693 amino acids. Gene Ontology annotation, molecular function: protein binding; DNA-binding transcription factor activity, RNA polymerase II-specific; RNA polymerase II cis-regulatory region sequence-specific DNA binding. The record is from RefSeq and is a predicted model, not a curated record.